Molecule: messenger RNA, 3141 nt
Organism: Helicoverpa armigera (cotton bollworm)
Lineage: Eukaryota; Metazoa; Arthropoda; Insecta; Lepidoptera; Noctuidae
Gene: Wdr24
Product: GATOR2 complex protein WDR24
Exons: 16
Coding region: 233-2689 (818 amino acids)
Biological process (GO): positive regulation of TORC1 signaling; positive regulation of macroautophagy; cellular response to amino acid starvation
Cellular component (GO): GATOR2 complex; cytosol; vacuolar membrane
Molecular function (GO): protein binding
Source: RefSeq, a predicted model, not a curated record
UCGUUUUGACAAACAACCUCAAAAAGUCAUAAUAAACAGGCAAUGAUGUUGUUAUAAUUAUUUUAUUCUGAAAAAAUAUUAUACAAAUCAUUAUGUAUCUAUUUUAUAGCUACAGUUGAAAACAGAGUUUCAUGCGGCGGCGUGUAUAUAGAAGUGCUGUGUUGAAUUGAUCAUGUGACAGUUAUAUUUAAAGUGAUUCAUUUCAUUGUUUUGAAUAUAAAUUUUAUUGAUAAUGAUACCGUCGAAUACAAUAUGCGUGUCCCAGGAGGGACCCGCAAACGCUUUGGCAUUAAAUAAGGAUUGCUCCCAAGUAGUCAUAGCCGGCCGCAAUGUGUUCAAAGUAUUUUCUAUCGGUGAAAAUGAGUUUUCAGAAGUGUGUAACUUAAGGGUUGGAAAGAAUUUAAAUCUAAAUUUUUCAUCCAUUGACGUUGCCUGGAGCACUAUUGAAGAAAAUACAUUAGCGACAGCAGCUACAAAUGGUGCAGUGGUGGUAUGGAACCUUGGCCGCUCCGGUCGCUCCAAGCAGGAGCAUGUGUUCUCCGACCACAAGAGAACUGUCAACAAGGUUAGCUUCCACCUGACAGAACCGGCACUUCUGAUAUCUGGCUCCCAAGAUGGAAUGAUGAAGUGCUUUGAUCUGCGGAUGAAGGAGGUGGCUAGAACAUUUAUAAGUAACACAGAAUCGAUCCGCGACGUGCAGUUCAGCCCGCACCAGGCGCACACGUUCGCCGCCGUCUCCGAGAACGGCAGCGUGCAGUUGUGGGACGUGCGGCGCCACGAGCGCUGUCUGCUGCAGUACACCGCGCACUCGGGGCCCGUGUUCGCCUGCGACUGGCACCCGGAGAUGCCCUGGCUGGCCACAGCUUCCAGGGAUAAGACUAUUAAGGUGUGGGACAUUUUCGGCAAGCCCAACUUGGAGCACACUAUUUACACCAUAGCAUCUGUCGGACAUGUCAAAUGGAGACCACAGAAAAAGUUCCAAGUAGCGUCGUGCGCGCUGGUGCUGGACUGCGCGGUGCACGUGUGGGACGUGCGGCGGCCGCACGUGCCGCUCGCCACGUUCGCCGAGCACCGCGACGUCACCACCGCCAUCGCCUGGCUGGCCGAGCCGCAUACCUUCCUCUCUACCAGCAGGGACUGCAGCCUAUACCGUCACCGGUUCAGCUCAGCAGCACACCCGGUGCUGUGGGCCAACCCGCACGGCGUGUGUGUGUCAGCUCGCGGCGAGCUGGCGCACGCGGCGCCCGAGCGGCCCCUGCCGGCGCUGCCGCCCGCCCAUCCACAGCCCGACCGACACGUACCGGGGCUUGGUCGCAAGCAGCCGACAGCUGGGUCCCUGUCCGGGGCGGCGCAGGCGGCGCUGGAGCGCGCGUUCCCGGGCGGCGCGGGCUCCACGCUGUGCCGCUACGCCGCGCCGCGCCCGCUGCCGCUGCUGCAGUGCGCCACCGACUACCGCAUGCGCGGGGCGCCGCCGCAUGACCUCGCGCAGCACAACGCUGAAGUGGCUAAGGCUAAUAAUCGACAUAUGGUGUGGCACGUAUGGGAGGUGGUGCGGUGCGUGUACUCUGCCCGCGCGGCGCGGCGCAGCUCGCCCGCGCCCGCGCCGCCCACCGACCUGCCGCGCCCAGACCCGCCGCCGCCGCCGCCAUAUACACAUACUUAUCACAAUAACGCGGUGGAGGAGGAGCCGCUGGAGGAGGUGGAGGAGUGGGCGGAGACGCAGUUCCACAACAGCGGCGUGCUGGGCAAGCCCACGCUCAGCAUCUACAUCCCGCCCGCCAGGCAGCCCAAGCACCUGCGCAGCGACGAGCCAGCAGGCUGGGUAUCAGCAGCAUCAGCGCACUACGUGGACACGGAGGCGGCGGACUGGACCCUCCCGGAGGAGGCCUUCCCCCUCCGCACCGCGCCGCCCGCCGCCCCGCCACACGCGCCGCCUCGCGCUGACCAGCAUCAGCAUGGACAGCAUGAUAAGGAACAUAAUGCGUCACACCGAGGCUCGGGCGGUUCUGGCGGGUCUGGGGGCGGCGUCUCCCCCGGAGGCAGCUCGUCUCCGGGCAGCGGCUCCAGCGGGUCCGCCUGCACCGCGCCGCCCGCACUCGACCACGCACAUCUACAUCAGAUGCACCUAGAGGAGAGCAUCAGCGAGGGCGGCGCAGGGCUGGCGGUGCGCGUGGGCUGCGGGCUGCGGCCGCAGCUGGACGUGGCGCCGCUACUGGCCGCCGCGCUGCGCCACCACGCCGACCUCGGCGACGUGCAGACCGCCGCCGUCGUCAUGAUCGUGCUGCAGGAGCACAGGAGUGACCUGUUCCCCUACAUCGAGGAGAGCUUACAAGAGCACUGGCUGUUGGGAUACAUUGAGCUGUUGCAGAGACAUAAGCUGUGGAAUGUUGCUACUGAGGUGGUGCGUUGCGCGUGGCUGAACAGCGUGUGGGUGCUGUCGCAGCAGUCGACGAGCGUGGCGGUGUGCUGCGGGCGCUGCGGGCGCCGCACGCGGCCGCACGCGGCGUGCGAGGCCUGCGUGCCGCGCCGCCUGCCCGACGCCUGCGCCGUGUGCCGCCGCCCCGUGCGCGGCCUGUACGCCUGGUGCCAGGGCUGCAGCCACGGCGGCCAUCUGCACCACCUGCGCCGCUGGCUCGACCAGCACCAGCUCUGCCCCGCCGGCUGCGGCCACCACUGCCAGCUCGCCUGAACAUUCUCCAUUAACGCUAGAGCUUGUUAACUGUUUAUAUUGAUGUCAUUCAGUUCGAUGAAGGUUUUUGUAGCCAAUGUAAGUUAUAUAAGGUACAGAAACUAGUCGGCAUCUAGUCUUUGUAUCAUAAAGACAUGUAAUCAAUCUUAUUGAAACAAUAUUAUCAUUUUGUUACGAGUUUAAGCCUUUUGAACAAGAAAUGUAGGUAUCAUUAUUUUUUAUUUUCUUUCAGUAACGAUUGCUCGGUGAAUCGGGAAAUUUUUAAACAAAUUGUUUGAAACAAUAUUAGAAGCUAAGUAAUGGAAUGUGUGAAUAUAGUUUAAUAUAUUAUUUUAUGAUAAAAUCACAAGCUAUAAUGUGUAAUGUAAAUAGAUAAGAAUAAUUGUGUAUUUAUAGACUAAAUUAAGGGUACAUUUUAUUUUAUAACAAAUAUUUUUAUAUAAAAUAAAAAU